Messenger RNA from Schistocerca gregaria, 1162 nucleotides. Its product is annotated as Golgi to ER traffic protein 4 homolog. Gene Ontology annotation, biological process: protein insertion into ER membrane. The transcript has 2 exons. The coding region runs from base 136 to 1110 and encodes 324 amino acids. Gene Ontology annotation, molecular function: protein binding. The record is from RefSeq and is a predicted model, not a curated record. NCBI's taxonomy places the organism in Eukaryota, Metazoa, Arthropoda, Insecta, Orthoptera, Acrididae. Gene Ontology annotation, cellular component: cytosol.
AGUCACUGUUUUGAGUCGAUAGGGUGCGCAGGUACGCAUUCUCUCGAAGGACACGCACAGGACAACUCUCACACGGGCUAGAACGUGUCGGCACGUACAGCGCAGGAACUUGUCACCGUCGAGGCCGCAAAAGAGAUGGUACAUACGAGAGGGCCCAGAAUGGGCGUGAAGCUGAUGCAAGAGCAACUGGAGGCGGCGCGUCAAGAGAAGGAUUGGUACACAGUGCAGCAGCUGUACAAAACGCUGUAUGCGAGAUAUUUGCACACGAACCAGACGUCGGAAAUAGGUCCUUUGUUGAGAGAUGGUGUAUGUACGCUGCUUGACAAUAAGGAAAUAGCGUCUGGAAGCGAGCUGGCGCUGUUGCUCAUCAGAUACCUUUCCGAGAGGCGAAUCCCGCCCGAAUCUCCAUAUAUUGAUUAUGUUCUUGAAAUAGCUUCCCAUUAUCCCAAGGGGAACAGGCAUCCGUCGAAGGUGAUGUUUAUUCGAGAAGCGGUGAAAUGGUCGAAGGCGCCGGAGAACAGGAACCAGGGUGAUCCGUUGCUGCACGCGAAGUUCGCGGACAUGUUCCGGAAGGACCUGGAUUACAAAGCGGCACAAGCUCACUAUUUGAGAAGUCACGAACCCCAAAGUUUGGCCAGCAUGCUGCACGAGUGGAAGGAGUUGGGGCAUCCGAGCGAGAGGGACCUGUUUCCAGUGCGCGCGCUUUUGCAGUACUUGGUGUUGGGCGACCUGAGCAACGCGAGGCUCAUGUUUCAGGCGUACACGGAGGGCAACACGGAUGAAGCUACAUGGACGCCUUUGAUGAAUUUUGCGAAGUUGCUGUUACAGGCGCUCGAACAGAAGGACUUGAACCUCUUCAACAGGCUCCGCGACGAGUACGCCAAGUCUAUACAGAGAGAUCCCAUUUUCGCGCGAUACUUGGACGAGGUCGCUCGAGUUUUUUACGGUGUCAAAAAGCCGGUGACCGGACUGGGCGAGCUGGUUGGUGAAUUUUUAGAAAUGAUGAAUACGAAGGGCGCUCAGCCUGGAGACGACGCCGUUUACAACCGGGGGAGAGAGAGCGGGCCGCCGGAUGAAAAGUUGGAGGGGAUUCUAGACCUCUCCGAGUGAAUCAACGCGACUGGGACAUGAGAUACAAACGGAAAAAGACGCGUGUGUACGA